UGGGGUCAAACUGGAGAGAAACUUCAGCUGCACACACACUCACACACACUCACACACACUCACACACUCUCACACACUCUCACACUCAGAGGAGGAAGAUGGCCGACUCCACCAGCAGCAGCAGCAGCUCUGAUUCUUCAUCGCCCAACAACGUCUCCACCUCCUCCUCACUCAGAGACCUCUCGCACUCAGCUUUAGAACUCGUCCACUGGAAAGAACCAAAGAAGUCUGCCGUGGCUUUCGGCCUGUCUCUGCUCGUCCUUGUUUCCGUGGCAACGCUGUCGGUCAUCAGUGUGGUGUCCUACCUGCUGCUCACCUGCCUGUGUAUCACCAUCACCUUCAGGGUUUAUAAAUCUGUGAUCCAGGCCGUUCAGAAAUCAGACGAAGGUCAUCCAUUCAGGUCUCUGUUGGACAGGGACAUCUUGUUGUCAUCGGAGACGGUCCGGCAGCUGGCUGAUCAGUCUCUGGCUCAUUUGAACUGGUUCAGUAAUCAGACUCGGAGGCUGCUGCUGGUCGAAGACUUGGUGGACUCUCUUAAGCUGGCUGCGGUGAUGUGGUUGAUGACGUACAUCGGGUCGAUCUUUAACGGCGUCACCAUCCUGAUCCUCGCGGACGUCAUCUUCUUCACGACUCCUCUGAUCUACCAGAAGAAGAAGACGCAGAUUGAUCACUUCAUGGAGGUGAUUCGGUGCAGAGUGGAGGCGACGCUGCAGAAGUUACACGACAGGUUACCUGGAGCAGUGAAGAGAACUAAAACGGAUUGACCACCUGAUCUACAGACACUGUGGCCCCUCCCCCUCCUGAUUGGUAACCUGAUCUGCAGACACUGUGGCUCCUCCCCCCCGAUUGGUAACCUGAUCUGCAGACACUGUGGCUCCUCCCCCUCCUCUGAUUGGUAACCUGAUCUGCAGACACUGUGGCCCCUCCCCCUCCUCUGAUUGGUAACCUGACCUGCAGACACUGUGGCCCCUCCCCGAUCUCUGAUUGGUAACCUGGCCUGCAGACACUGUGGCCCCUCCCCGAUCUCUGAUUGGUACUCUGAUCUGCAGACGCUGUGGCCCAACCCCCUCCUCUGAUUGGUCCGUUGGUCAGUGAUUUACCUGCCGAAAAGAGACUGAAAAAUAAUAAAGCUGUCUGAUAAAAACCUUCAA
Labrus mixtus (cuckoo wrasse) is the source of this 1151-nucleotide messenger RNA. RefSeq names its product reticulon-3-like. The coding region runs from base 99 to 764 and encodes 221 amino acids. Gene Ontology annotation, biological process: endoplasmic reticulum tubular network formation; brain development; neuron differentiation. The transcript has 8 exons. Gene Ontology annotation, cellular component: neuron projection; postsynaptic density. Lineage: Eukaryota; Metazoa; Chordata; Actinopteri; Labriformes; Labridae. The record is from RefSeq and is a predicted model, not a curated record.